AUGAGUUCAAGUCAAGUCGUCGGUCCAGGUCUCUCUGGACUCGCCUCAUGGGCGCUUCAUUUCAGCCCGACCGCCUGGUUCAAGUCGUGGCUCUUGUAUUUGGGAAUCCAGACUCAUGUGCGAGGAACCACAGAGCCCGAAAUGAAGCCGUUGCACAACAUUUGCGAGUACCUUCAUGCUCUUCACAUCUAUACCGAUGAAGCUCGACAAGGCGUUGUGAGGACAGUUUCGGCGCAUCACUUUUGCUCGCAUGUGAGCAAAGAUCUUCGACAGUGUCUCAUCUACGACUCGUGCAAACCUGGAGCCAGACUCAUCGGGGUGGAGUUCAUGAUCCCCAAAGCUCGUUAUGAGGCUCUAGACCCUGAAGAACAGAAGUACUGGCACUCGCACGAGUUCGAGGUCAAAUCCGGCAUGCUUGUUCUCCCCUAUCCCGAGUCUCAUAAGCGCCAAAAGGACAAGUGGGACGAUCUGGAAACCAAAGCCAUGGAGGAGGUCGCAACUCUCUACGGCAAAUUGUACCACUUCUGGCAGGUCGACAGAGGCGACGAACUGCCACUAGGCCCACCGACACUGAUGGGCUCUUUGACAGAGGCCAAGCAGCUUGACGUGGACGAGGCGAUGAAGGAGAGGAACGACGCGUUGAGCAUCGACCAGCCAGGGAAGCGCAAACUGAGAGAGCACAUUGUUCCCCCAGGCAUCUCUGAGAAUGCAGACAGCUGGUGGAAGGAGGCCCAGCAGAAGAAGGCCGGGAUCUAUGCUUCCUGA
This is a messenger RNA of Cladophialophora psammophila CBS 110553, 765 nucleotides long. RefSeq lists its product as uncharacterized. The transcript has 2 exons. The record is from RefSeq and is a predicted model, not a curated record. Bases 1 to 765 code for a protein of 254 amino acids. NCBI's taxonomy places the organism in Eukaryota, Fungi, Ascomycota, Eurotiomycetes, Chaetothyriales, Herpotrichiellaceae.